AUGCUGUUGUACAAAGACAUCUUAACUGGGGACGAGAUGUUCUCUGAUGCAUUUCCAGUUAAAACAGUCGACGACAUCGUCUACGAGGUCGACUGUCAAGUUAUUACCGUGAAGCCAGGUGCUGAUGUGGACAUCGGCGCAAAUCCGUCUGCCGAGGAGCAAGCUGAAGCCUUGGAAGAGGGUUCCUCUCAAGUGAACAACGUCAUUCACUCUUUCCGACUCGAAUCGACCGUUUUCGAUAAGAAUAGUUUCAGAGCUUACCUCAAGGCUUACAUGCAAGCCGUAAAAGCGACGCUAGUCAAGACAAAACCUGACCGGGUUCCGGACUUCGAAAAGGGUGCAUCGGCUUAUGCCAAAAAGAUUGUUGCAAACUUCAAGAACUAUGAAUUUUACACUGGGGAGUCAAGGAACCCUGAUGGCAUGGUAGCACUGCUCAAUUAUAGGGAGGAUGGAAUAACACCCUACUUCACAUUCUGGAAGGAUGGUCUCGAACAAGUCAAGCUGUAG
Pisolithus orientalis is the source of this 507-nucleotide messenger RNA. RefSeq names its product translationally controlled tumor-associated. The coding region runs from base 1 to 507 and encodes 168 amino acids. Lineage: Eukaryota; Fungi; Basidiomycota; Agaricomycetes; Boletales; Pisolithaceae. Gene Ontology annotation, cellular component: cytoplasm. The transcript has 7 exons. The record is from RefSeq and is a predicted model, not a curated record. Gene Ontology annotation, molecular function: calcium ion binding.